GGAACCUUUGGACUUGCAAACAAUCCAGGAGCAGAACUGUGGCCAUGAAUGCAGCACGUCUGGUUGAAAUUCAAAGUGUCUGUGUUCUACGUUCUGACACACACCAGUCCUUUAGGAUUGUACAAUGAUUUUUCACAGAACAAGUAACUUGGAGUGAUUCAAUGGCACUCGGGCACGGCUCGAAGAAGUCUCUCUCAUGUGACCAGGAGGUCACACCUGCCUCUCUGAACAAUGAGGAAGGAGUUACUACAAAAAAUGUGACCAGAAGAACAAGGACCUGUAAGUGUCUGCUCGCCUUCCUCGUCAUCUUCAUCAUAAUCCUCAUAAUCACAGGAGCCACAGUGGCCUGGUACUUCCUGGAAUACAGAGUUUGGAUGCUAGAGCCUCGUGUUCAGCAGCAAUACACCGCCUACAUCACCAUCCUCAACAGGAACUUCUCUGCUGAGUUGUCCUCUCACAACAGCCCAGCGUUCAGGACAGAAGCCAAGAGAGUACAGAACACGAUAAAUAUGAUGAUGAAAGUCUCGUCUCUUUCUCGAUACUUCAACUACACCACUGUCUUUGCUUUUGGGGAAGGGAGCGUGGUCGUUCACUUCUGGAUAGUUCUGUCUGUGCCCAGCAGCCAUGAUGGAAGAAUCACAGUGGAGAAGCUCAGCAGGAGCCUGGAGGAGAGCCUGAACUGGUACAGAGGGCCAGAGGUGGAAGAGACAGCAAGCGUGGCUGAUUAUCUGUUCAACCGGUCCACUUUAUCAGUCAGUGAAACCGACAACAAAGUCAUAGAACUUUUGAAAGCUUCUUUUGACUGCUACCGCUAUCAGAAGGUGGAGUCUAGCAGCCCCAGAUCUCUCCGUGGCCCCGACACACACCGCUCCUCCUGCCUGUGGCACCUCCAGGCUCCCCUUGGGUUCCAGCUGGAGCUCCACAUGGAGUGGCUGCUGCCCGAGUGUCGGGACAGGCUGGUGGUCUACAACUCCCUCACCCCCUCUGACAAUCACCUCAUCACAUCUGUGUACGGCUGCAGCAGACAUGAGAGAGUCAUUCGCGUCCUGUCAUCAGGCGAGUGGAUGACGAUGGUUUGGAAACAAGGCCUUUACAAUUACAAGGACCCCUUUUCCUUGUCUGCCCAGGCCUGGCCCCAGCGGGACUGCAAGUCCACAAUCCAGCUGAAGGCAGAACCAGGGGUCCAGGGGACUCUCAGGACCCCUUUUUUUCCAAGCUACUACCCUCCAAACAGCAACUGUACCUGGACUUUUACGAUUCCCAGUGCAAAGAUAGGUCUGGCUUUAGAGUUUGAGGGCUAUGAGCUGAGCAGAGCCACCUACAACCAAGCCUGUACCCAGGGUCAGUGGGUCAUCCAGAACCGAAGACUGUGUGGCACCAGGGGUCUGCAGCCAUACUGCGAACGCCUUUUCCUCCUCUCAGACAUGACCACCGUUGCCAUGACAUCCGAGGUGUCACUAACGGGGCCAGGCCUUCAGAUGCAGUAUAGCGUCUUCAACCUUUCAGACCCUUGUCCAGGUCAGUUCCUGUGCACUGUGAGCGGCCUCUGUGUUCCUCUGUGUGAUGGGAUCAAGGACUGUCCCAACGGACUUGAUGAAAGGAACUGUGUUUGUGUUGCGCAGUACACAUGCCCAGAGGACAGUCAGUGUGUGGACUACUACAAAGUGUGUGACCAGCACCCAGACUGCCUCAAGGCCACAGAUGAGAUGAACUGCACCGGAGGUGUGGUGUGCACUGAUAUGACUUAUGUGUGUGCGGAUGGAACGUGUCUAAAGAAACCCAAUCCUGAGUGUGACUCUGUGACCGACUGUCCCGACGCCUCCGAUGAGAAUCAGUGUGACUGUGGCCUGAGACAGUUCUCCAGUCGCAUAAUUGGGGGGACCGACGCCUCGGAGGGGGAGUGGCCAUGGCAGGUCAGCCUGCAGGUGCGGGGCACCCACAUGUGUGGAGGAGCACUGAUCUCCAGCCAGUGGGUGGUCUCCGCCGCACACUGCUUUUACGAUGAUCCGCUCUAUUCCCCAUCAGUGUGGACGGUUUACCUCAGUAAACUGCUGCUCCACCGCAGCAGCCCCACAGAGGAGGUCGCCCGAGUUCAGAGCAUCCAUCUUCACCAGUACUACGACGACGAAUCUCACGACUAUGACUUGGCCCUGCUAAAGCUGGACCGACCAGCAUAUGCACUGCUGACGGGGCACGCUCGACCCGCUUGCCUGCCACCGCCCACCCACCAGCUGGAGCCGGGCCUGCUCUGCUGGGUGACUGGUUGGGGUGCACUGCGAGAAGGAGGCAGAACCAGUAACAUCCUUCAGAAGGUGGACGUGCGUCUGGUCAGCGAGGAGGACUGUGUUCGAUCUUACGGUCACCUGGUUACUCCCAGAAUGCUUUGCGCUGGUUAUCGUAUUGGAAAGAAAGACGCCUGUCAGGGAGAUUCAGGCGGCCCCUUGGUUUGCCAGGAACCCUCAGGACGCUGGUUCCUAGCUGGGGUCGUGAGCUGGGGCAAAGGCUGCGGUCGUCCAGACUACUAUGGCGUCUACACUCGCAUCACCAGGCUCACUGACUGGAUCAAGCGGGUCACCAGCAACACCACAGCAUGACAAUCUAUCAGACGGUUGUCAUUUUUAACCAAGAGUUUAUUUUAAAGUCCAAUAUCCUUAUUUAAGCUGCACCUCUGGCGUAAAGUGUUUAUAAAAUGUAAGGAGCACCAUUGUUACAAGCUGAACGUUCGUUUCCCAAACUACAUUUUUAUAUUCUGUGUGUGCUCGUCUGACAAGAAAUCAUUAUUAAAAAUAAAAAUGCAACAGCUAAAAG
Messenger RNA from Nothobranchius furzeri (turquoise killifish), 2808 nucleotides. Its product is annotated as transmembrane serine protease 6. The record is from RefSeq and is a predicted model, not a curated record. Gene Ontology annotation, biological process: proteolysis. Lineage: Eukaryota; Metazoa; Chordata; Actinopteri; Cyprinodontiformes; Nothobranchiidae. Gene Ontology annotation, molecular function: protein binding; serine-type endopeptidase activity.